Molecule: messenger RNA, 309 nt
Organism: Thermothielavioides terrestris NRRL 8126
Lineage: Eukaryota; Fungi; Ascomycota; Sordariomycetes; Sordariales; Chaetomiaceae
Exons: 2
Coding region: 1-309 (102 amino acids)
Source: RefSeq, a predicted model, not a curated record
AUGUGUGUCUCAUCCUUCACCACGGACCCGCACCCCGUCACCACCAACGUGGGCAUCGGCCAGUGCGCCGGCACAGCCGGCGCCGGCGCCGAGAUCUACGCCCACGCGCCGCACAGGACGCUCUUGCCGGCCAACCUAGCCGCCGCCGUCGAGGGCGGCGACGACCCGGCCGCCUCGUUCGACCUGCUCUUCGCCACCGGCAGGGGCGACUACUCGCCCUGCGAGGACAUGCAGAUGGUGCUGCUCGAGUUCGUCGCCGACCCGCUCGGGCGGGCCACCGCGCUGCGGCAUCUGAGGGAGGAGAUCUGA